Messenger RNA from Malaya genurostris, 6159 nucleotides. RefSeq lists its product as uncharacterized. Gene Ontology annotation, molecular function: nucleic acid binding. NCBI's taxonomy places the organism in Eukaryota, Metazoa, Arthropoda, Insecta, Diptera, Culicidae. The record is from RefSeq and is a predicted model, not a curated record. Gene Ontology annotation, biological process: DNA integration. Bases 1 to 6159 code for a protein of 2052 amino acids. The transcript has 3 exons.
AUGAGUACGUCCGAAGACCAUCCUACAGGCAGCUGCAAGGUCUGCAACCGACCGGAUCAUGCCGAAGAUAUGGUCGCUUGUGACUGUUGUGAAAAGUGGUUUCACUUCACGUGUGCAGGAGUACAGGCUUCCAUCUGCAACAAACCAUGGCGUUGUGGUUAUUGUUCAAGUCGAGAUGACGACCGUAAUUCAACAGUGUCAAUCUGCUCGACUACCUCAAGUGCUCGUUUACGAUUGAGGCAGCUCAAAGAAGCGAAAACACUCGAUGAUCGUCUGUUAUUACAACAAGCGGAAAGGGAACGAGCUUAUUUAGCUGAGAAGCACCAACUGGAAGCCGAGAUUCAUACAGAAAUGCGACUAAGAACCAGUACAUCAAGCCGAAUCAGCUGUAAAAGUAGUCACAGUCACAGAACUGAAAUAAAAACCUGGAUUGAUCAGUCUGGAAGCACAAUGGCAGUAAAUCCAAACGCGGAUGCAAAAGCAUCGACACCCGUUAUUUCUAUAGGGAAUAUAGUACAAGCAGAUAAAAACAAAAGUGUAAUAACGCCAGUCCAGUCGAUAUCCACAGGUAUUCGUUGUAGUGUAGUUCCGUCCACGUCAACCAAGAAAGCCGUGGUUGAAUUCAAUAGAAUGUCAACAAAAACGCACGUUCCACCGAUUCCCAUUUCUGGUUCAGCAUACACAUCGCAGCAUAAUGCCGUCCGUCUAGAUCAACAGAAACAACAUCCAUCAGGUCCGUCUAAGCAGCACAUCCCACCGACGAGUCAGUCAGGUCCACGAGAAGGCUCGCAGUUAGGCGCGGAACCUAUAAUGGAAAGUCAAGUUCCUGUUCGGACUGAUUCCGGUGAGCGGAAUCAAUUGGAUAUAUUAUGUAAACAGCGAACAGUACAACAGCAAUUUGGAAAUCGAAACAGCAGUUAUUUUACGCAACCUAGAGGAAACCAAUCGGGAACAUCGUUUAUGCCGUCAUUACCACCAGAAGGCACGCAAUUAGGCGCGGAACCUAUAAUGGAAAGUCAAGUUCCUGUUCAGAAUGAUUCCGGCGAACGAAGUCAAUUCGAUGCAUUUGGUAAACAGCAAACAGUGACGCCACAACUAUUUGACUUGCGACGAGGAAAUAUUAUUUCGCAUCCUAAAGGAAACCAAGCGGGAGCAUCGUUUGUACCGCCAUUCUAUUCUACACAUUGGCCCGUGAAUGAAAACUUGAGUUUUGGUAACAGUCAACAGCAAACUCCUUUCAUGGCUUCAAUUCCCGUGCACCCAUAUACACCGUCGAACUAUUUGAGAUGGUUCGCAAGUGGAGCACCGAAUAUGGAAGAAUCAAAUGCAUCACGUCCUCGGACAAGUGCGACAGCAAGCGCUGAACCGCUUCAGAGCGAACAAGGACGCCCUGAUAGGCAAUCAAAUAUGGGGCAAUCAUCUAAUAAUCACUGUACAUCGGCGACUGAAGGAGUUCUGAAUGCACAGCAAUGGGCAGCACGUCAAGUAGUGUCGCGUGACUUACCAAAGUUCUCGGGUGACCCGCUUGAGUGGCCACUGUUUAUUAAUGCGUUUGAGUCUACUACAAUGAUGUGUGGAAUUCAGCAAGACGAGAAUCUAGCUAGAUUACAAAAAUCCUUAGUGGGAAGUGCAAGAGAAAAGGUUCAGAGCAUUUUAACUCUACCAGCAGCGAUUCCCGAAAUAAUUCAAACAUUGCGAGAUGAAUGCGGGCGGCCUGAACAAUUGGUUCAUUGCCUCCUAGUAAAGAUUCGUCAUGCUCCUCCUCCAAAUAUCAACAAACUUGAUACACUUAUAAAUUUCGGAAGGGAGGUAAAAAACCUGGUGAUUUACAUCGAAGGUGCCAAACUACACGACCAUUUGGCAAACCCCAUGUUACUAUCGGAAUUAGUAGGAAAACUACCACCAAAUUUACGGUUGGAAUGGGGGCUACAUACCCAGAAAAUACCGGAAGUAUCGCUGAAGGCAUUUAGUGAAUACGUUACGGCUAUCAGAACUGCUGCUUGUAAGGUCUUGCUGCCAGACUGCAGUCAUGACGAAGGUCGUCGGAGCAAGAAGGAAAAAGGUGGUUUCGUGAGCGCACAUUCUUUCGGACAGAAUGAUGAAAUUGAGAUACAUUCGAGAAAAGAACACCAAACUAAAACUAAAAACGCCACCUCGAAAUCAUGUGCAGCGUGUAAUGAGAAUGAUCACAAACUGCGGAACUGCGAUAAAUUUAAGAAUUUAAGCCUAGAUCAAAGAAGACAACUGGUGGAACGUUUGAAGCUUUGUCAACAUUGUUUGGGAAGUCACGGUAAGUGGCCGUGUAGAUCCAAACAGUUGUGUGAAAUCGAUGGUUGUAAAGAGUAUCAUAAUAGUCUGUUACAUACAAAGCCAAUUCGCUCAGUUCAACGAACAGUUUCCACUGGUGUUAUUUCCGCUCACUGCUCUAAUCAGGAAAAUAUUCUCUUUAAAGUAAUUCCUGUCAUUCUGUCACAUAAAGGAAAGUCUAUUUCAACCUUCGCAUUUUUGGACGACGGAUCUAAUCUUACGUUGAUGGAAGAAGAAAUCGCUGAAGAGCUGGAGUUGAAUGGAAAUGUCACUCCACUAUGCAUCCAGUGGACAGGAAGUGUGACAAGAAAGGAGUCGACCUCACGUGAGGUUCAAGUGAGCAUUUCGGGCACUCGUUCUCAGCAAUACACUAUUUCAGGUGUUCGCACGGUUCCUCGCCUUGACCUUCCUCAUCAAAGUUUGGAUUACGAUUAUCUAGCCAACAGAUUUGAUCACCUGAAGAGGCUUCCAGUUAGUAGUUAUUCGAAUGCAAUACCUCGGAUUCUUAUUGGUUUGGAUAAUGCGAAACUGAUCAUGACUUUAGACAAACGUGAAAGGCAUUAUCGUGAACCUGUUGCAGCUAAAACACGCCUUGGUUGGACGAUUUUUGGUGGCGAACAAAAAGAAACACAGCAAACCCAUCAUGUAUCGCUUCAUAUGUGCGAUGGCACUACAGAUUUUUUGCUCCAUAAUCUUGUCAACCAAUAUUUUGAUGUUGAAACCGUGGGUGUAAAACCUCUGAUUUCGCUGGAAUCGCCAGAAGAACGACGUGCCAAGCAGAUCUUGUUCGAUACUACUAAGCGUACUGAAUCAGGAAGAUUCGAAUGUGGGUUGCUAUGGAAGAGUGAUACUAUUGACCUACCAGAUAGUUACGCAAUGGCCACGCGUCGUUUAGUUUGCUUGGAGAAAAAAAUCUGUAAAGAUCAAAGCCUGAAAUCGAAAAUCUUAGAGCAAAUUGACGAGUAUCUGCAGCGAGGUUAUGCCCACAAAGCAACAGAGAACGAGUUGCGUAAUUCGGAAAAUUAUCUCGUUUGGUAUUUACCACUUGGUAUUGUUUCUAAUCCUCGCAAGCCGGAAAAAUUGCGUAUCGUGUGGGACGCUGCAGCACGAGUGGGAGAUGUAUCUCUGAACUCAGUAUUGUUAGCUGGACCAGAUUUGUUGACUCCGCUGCUAAAGGUUAUGUUUCAGUUCCGCCAACGGCAGUACGCUGCAGUAGGAGAUGUUCGGCAAAUGUUUCACCAGUUAUUGGUUAGGAAAGAAGACCGACAGGCGCAAAGGUUUCUCUUCCGCCCAAAGCCGGAUCAAGCACCAACAGUUUAUGUCAUGGACGUUGUUAUCUUUGGUGCAUCGUGUUCGCCAUGUCUGGCGCAACAUGUAAAAAACACUAACGCGAAAGAGUUCGAAAAGCUGUACCCUGAAGCCUCAUCGGCUAUCAUUAAUAACACUUACGUUGAUGACUUUCUGGAUAGCCGAGAUACGGUAGAUGAAAUAGUGCGAAUCAUAAAAGAUGUGCGAUACGUUUUCGAUAAAGCGGGAUUUGAGAUACGGAACUGGCAGUCAAAUUCUCAGGAAGUUCUCCGACGGGUCGGGGUUGACGUCUUAGAAACAGCGAAACGUUUUUCAAUAGAGAAGUCAACGUUAGCAGAGCGAGUGCUUGGAAUGUCAUGGAAACCAAAGGAGGAUUUAUUCGUAUUCGCCACACAGUUCCGCGAAGAUCUUCUACCGUUAUUAUCUGGUAACGUCGUACCCACCAAGAGGCAGGUUCUCAGGGUUGUGUUGAGCCAUUUUGAUCCGCUCGGCAUCGUAGCUAACUACACAGUACACGGAAAAAUAUUAAUACAGGACGUUUGGAGAUCCGGUGUAGAUUGGGAUGACCCAAUAAAAAUGGAAAAUUUCGAAAGUUGGCAGCGCUGGGUGAGUUUGAAUCAAAAUCUGUCGAAAGUUCAAAUUCCCAGAUGCUACUUUCCGAACUACAAGUUAAGCAGCUACGAAACACUGGAGCUGCACGUUUUUGUUGAUGCGAGCUUGUUAGCCUAUUGUGCCGCAGCUUACUUCAGGAUUGUUGACGACGGUGUACCCCGCUGCGCUCUAGUAGCUGCCAAGACGAAAGUGACUCCUUUGAAACCUCAGUCUAUACCACGCAACGAAUUAUGCGCCGGUGUGCUUGGUGUAAGACUUGCCAAAAGUAUUCAAGAGCAUCAUUCGAUACCAAUCCAGAAACGUUACCUGUGGACUGAUUCAACAACAGUUCUCUCUUGGCUAAGAGCAGACCCACGGAAAUACCGGCAAUUUGUAGCCUUCCGAGUGGCAGAAAUUCAGACGGAAACCAGUAUAAAAGAAUGGAAGUAUAUCCCAUCGAACCUGAAUCCUGCAGACAAAGGUACCAAAUGGGGAAACGGGCCUUGUUUCGACCCGAGAGACCCGUGGUUCUGUGGGCCAGCAUUUCAACUUCGACCGGAGUAUUUUGUUGCCGCUGAAGCAAGCUUGUGGCGAAUAAUUCAAAAGCAAGAGUAUUUCGAAGAAAUCAAAAUUCUUCACAAGAACGUUGAUAGACCCAAUAGCGAGAAGCAGCCCUUGAAAAUAAGUAGUCCAAUCGGAAAGCUGUCACCAUUUCUAGACGAAAAAGGUGUAGUUCGUAUGCAAAGUCGGAUCAAUAUUACUGCGGCUUACUAUUCCUUCGAUUUUAAGAAUCCGGUAAUCGUUCCUAAAGAAUCCCACGUCACGAAUCUGCUGAUCCUUAAAUACCAUCAACGUUAUGGACACGCUAACGAAGCUAUCGUCGUAAACGAGCUGCGUCAACGGUAUUACAUACCCAAGCUUCGAUUCGUAGUGAAAAAGGUCGUAAAACAGUGCAUGUGGUGCAAAGUCUAUCGGGUGAGGCCGACAGAACCUAAGAUGGCUGCAUUGCCGCACACGAGAAUUACCCCGUACGUUCGCCCGUUCACAUUUACGGGCUUGGAUUAUUUUGGACCGCUGAUCAUAAAGCGUGGACGCAUUAAUGAAAAACGAUGGGUGGCACUCUUUACGUGUUUAACUAUUCGCGCCGUGCAUGUGGAAGUAGUACAUACUUUGUCAGCUGAUUCCUGUAAAAUGGCAAUUCGUCGUUUCGUGGCUCUCAGAGGAGCUCCGCAGCAAAUUUAUAGCGACAAUGAAACAAAUUUUCGGGGAGCUUCUCGCGAACUUGCAGACGAAAUCAAAGCUAUCAAUAGGAAACUAGCCCCAGUGUUUACCAACGCGGAAACUGAGUGGUUAUUUAACCCUCCUUCCUCCCCUCACAUGGGCGGUGUGUGGGAGAGAAAGGUACGUUCGAUCAAAGAUGCGUUGAAAUCUCUUCAUCAUAAACAUCACUUGAACGACGAAGAAUUGAUGACCUUUUUAUCGGAAGCUGAGAUGAUAGUCAACUCGCAUCCUCUGACUUUUGUACCAAUAGAAGAUCCAUCUGAUGAAACCGUGACACCAAAUCACUUUUUACUCAUGAGUUCGAGUGGUGCCAACGUAUCUACAAGAAUAUCCAUAAAGGAAGAAGUACCGCUGCGAGUCAACUGGAGACUGAUGCAACAUCUGCUCAACCAGUUUUGGAAGGGUUGGAUUAAGGGUUACCUGCCCACCAUAGCGCGCAGAACAAAGUGGUUCAAUGACGUGCGUCCGCUUCAGGAAGGGGAUCCGGUGGUCAUUGUAGACGAAGCAGUACGUAAUGGUUGGUUGCGAGGUCGCGUUGUCAAGGUUUAUCCCGGAAAGGAUGGACAAGUAAGAAAAGUGGACGUCCAGACUUCUUCAGGCGUAUAUCAACGACCAGCGAUCAAAGUAGCCCUGCUUGACAUCAUAGAAGGAAGUAAGACCAUUACAGAAUAA